GCCGCCGCCGCCCAAGGCUACGGCGCGUUCCUGCCCUACGCCGCGGAGCUGCCCAUCUUCCCGCAGCUGGGAGCGCAGUAUGAACUGAAGGACAGCCCAGGGGUGCAGCAUCCGGCCACCGCCGCCGCGUUUCCACAUCCGCACCCCGCCUUCUACCCGUAUGGCCAGUACCAGUUCGGGGACCCGUCCCGUCCCAAGAAUGCCACCCGAGAGAGCACUAGCACGCUCAAGGCCUGGCUCAACGAGCACCGCAAGAACCCCUACCCCACCAAGGGGGAGAAGAUCAUGCUGGCCAUCAUCACCAAGAUGACCCUCACCCAGGUGUCCACCUGGUUCGCCAACGCGCGCCGGCGCCUCAAGAAGGAGAACAAGAUGACCUGGGCGCCCCGCAGCCGCACGGACGAGGAGGGCAACGCUUAUGGGAGCGAGCGCGAAGAGGAAGACGAAGAGGAGGACGAGGAGGACAGCAAACGAGAGCUGGAGCUGGAGGAGGAGGAGCUCGUGGGGGAGGAGGAGGACACGGGGGGCGAGGGUCUGGCGGAAGACGACGAGGACGAGGAGAUCGAUUUGGAGAACUUAGACGGCGCGGCCGCCGGGCCUGAGCUGACCCUGGCUGGGGUGGCACACAGGGACGGCGAUCUCGGCCUCGGACCCAUUUCGGACUCCAAAAAUAGCGACUCCGAAGACAGCUCUGAGGGCUUGGAAGAUCGGUCACUGCCCGUCCUGAGUCUGGCCCCAGCGCCACCGCCUGGGGCAGCGGCUCCGCCAUCUCCACCAUCUCCGCCAUCGCCCCCCGCCCGC
Molecule: messenger RNA, 801 nt
Organism: Tupaia belangeri chinensis (Chinese tree shrew)
Lineage: Eukaryota; Metazoa; Chordata; Mammalia; Scandentia; Tupaiidae
Gene: IRX3
Product: iroquois homeobox 3
Exons: 2
Biological process (GO): cell development; neuron differentiation; regulation of transcription by RNA polymerase II
Cellular component (GO): nucleus
Molecular function (GO): RNA polymerase II cis-regulatory region sequence-specific DNA binding; DNA-binding transcription factor activity, RNA polymerase II-specific
Source: RefSeq, a predicted model, not a curated record